Magnusiomyces paraingens is the source of this 2337-nucleotide messenger RNA. RefSeq lists its product as uncharacterized. Bases 1 to 2337 code for a protein of 778 amino acids. The record is from RefSeq and is a predicted model, not a curated record. The transcript has a single exon. Gene Ontology annotation, biological process: protein O-linked glycosylation via mannose. Gene Ontology annotation, cellular component: membrane; endoplasmic reticulum. Lineage: Eukaryota; Fungi; Ascomycota; Dipodascomycetes; Dipodascales; Dipodascaceae. Gene Ontology annotation, molecular function: dolichyl-phosphate-mannose-protein mannosyltransferase activity.
AUGCCUUCAGCCGUGGCCACAGGCAUUGAACCCAAAAGCUUACGGAACCGAGCAGGUCACUCUGCCAUCCCAGUUGCGACAGAUCCUCCACAAACACCCCCAACUUCCGAUUCAGAACCAUCGUUAUCUGCAGGAAUACUAAAAAAUGAGGAUGACGAAGAUGGUGAAUACGAUACUCUUCUUGUCUCAAAAAAAAAACCAGCAACUACAACCUUUGGGAAAGCCAAGAGCUUUUUUAAGUCUCGGUCUUGGGAAGAAGACUGGUACACACUCGAGGCCAUUUUCGCACCCAUUCUCUUCACAGGCUUAGCCCUUUUCACCCGAUUGUAUCAAAUCGGACAUUCAAACAUUGUGACAUGGGACGAGUCCCACUUUGGCAAGUUUGGUUCCUUCUAUCUCAAGCGUGAGUUUUACUUUGAUCUCCACCCACCUCUCGGUAAAAUGCUUGUGGGUCUCUCCGGUUACAUUGCUGGCUACAAUGGAUCCUUCUCUUUCAAAAACGGUCUCCGCUACCCAGAAGACAUGAACUUUGUCGCUAUGCGCCAGUUCAACGCAAUGUUUAACGUGGUCUGCAUCCCAGCCAUUUACUUCACAGCCAAAAAAAUGGGCUUCUCGCUCCCUGCUGUAUGGUUUGUAACACUCGCGCUUCUUUGCGAUACCUCUUACGUCGCUCUUGGAAAGCUUAUUUUGCUUGAUUCAAUGCUUGUGUGUUUCACCUUUCUUUCGAUGCUGGGUCUUAUGUCCUUCCACCGUUGUCAACGCAAGCCAUUUACCAAGCAAUGGUUCUUUUGGCUUAUCUUUACUGGUUUCAAUCUUGGAUGCGUCGUUAGUGUUAAGAUGGUCGGUUUGUUUAUGAUUGGUGUUGUUGGUGUUUACACCGUUGUUGAUCUCUUUAUCAAAUUUGGCGAUACCAAAAUGCCUAUCAAGACUUAUUUGGCACAUUGGAUAUACAGAAUCUUUGCACUUAUUAUUAUUCCCUUUUUGAUUUUCACAGCUUCUUUUAAGGUUCACUUUAUGAUUUUGACUAACUCUGGAUCCGGCGAAUCUAACAUGAGCUCUUUGUUUCAAGUUCAUCUCAACGGCACCAAGAUAAAAUCAAGCCCCUUAGACGUUGCGUAUGGAUCUGAAGUCACAAUCCGGUGUCAGGGACGUGGUGCUGGUCUUUUGCACUCUCACAAAAGCAGAUACCCUAAGGGCUCUAAACAACAACAAAUUACGACAUAUUUUGCAAGGGAUAACAAUAACAAAUGGAGAAUCGAGUUCCCUCGAUGGGAGUCUGUCUAUAACAAAAACAAAACUAUUCGCUAUGUGAUGGACGGUGAAACCAUCCGAUUGAACCACCCCUCUUCUAGCAAGAACUUGCACUCUCAUAACAUCAAGGCUCAUGUCACUCGUGAUCAUUAUGAAGUCUCAGCAUACGGAAACAACACACAUGGAGAUAAAAAGGAUAAUUGGGUGAUUGAGUUUGUAGAAAAUAUUGGCGACGUCAACAAGUCGCUUGUGCACCCCAUCACUACUACCUUCCGCUUACGCCAUAAGGAAAUGAACUGCUACUUGGCGGGUGGUCACAACCGUUACCCCAAAUGGGGCUUUACUCAAGGUGAAGUGACAUGCGACAAGAAUGCGAAAAAAAGUGAUACCCAUACCUGGUGGAACAUUGAAGAUCACACCAAUGCGCGACUUCCUAUAGCGAAAGACCGGGUGUAUCCCAAAACCAAAUUUUUUUCUGAUUUCAUCAGACUUUACACAGCAAUGAUGAGAUCAAACAAUGGCUUAGUUCCUGACCCAGACCGCUAUAAGGCCAUUGAAUCGCGUGCAUGGGAGUGGCCCACUUUGCACGUUGGUCUUCGUUUAUGUGCUUGGACAAACAGUCGUAUACGCUUUUUCCUCAUGAGUCACCCUAUCAAUACUUGGCUUUCAACUGCAGGUAUUUUCAUUUUUGGCAUAACAACAUUUAUCUACAUGAUUCGCUGGCAACGUGGAUACGAUGACCUCAACUUUGCGCAGAUUGAAAAGUAUGCUGUUGCUGGUAUUAUCCCAAUAAUUGGAUACGUUUUCCACUAUAUGCCGUUUGUUAUCAUGGCUCGUGUUACUUAUGUGCACCAUUACCUACCGUCCUUUUAUUUUGCUAUCUUGGUUUUAGGGUUCUUGGUGGACCAUCUCACAACAACAUACUUUAAAAACAAGUAUGUCAAGACCUUCAUUUACCUCGUCCUAUAUUUAGAGACAAUUGGAAUAUUCUAUCAUUUUGCACCUAUUUGCUUUGGCAUGGAAGGUGAUAUCAGUAAAUUUAAAUACCUAGACUGGAUCAGUACAUGGAAAAUUGGUGAUAAAUAA